UUUAAAUCGUUGUAUGUGCUUGUUUUAUUCGAUUCCUUUUCGUCCUUUGCCGUCCAUACUGGAAAAGUAAUUUCAACUCGUUCGCGAAGGUAUGGAUGGCAAAAGCCAAAAGUCGCUGACAGACGACAUGGCCUCGCCCACAUACGGCACGGAGGUGCUCAUUGGCAACUGGGCCGAGCGCCGCUUCGCUGUGGUGGAGCAGAGCAACGCUAUCCUGCCAGGACUCCGAGUCAGUGGCUGCGAGUACCACCGGUCACUAUGCCAGGAUACGUACACAAGGGCACCGUUCGAUCGUGCCGAUACAGUUCCCUUUUUCGUAGAUCAUCGCAAGUUGGCUUUCCAGAACUUUAUGAGGAACCGGAGGUCGUGCUUGAACCUUGUAGACCAUGAAUCGCUAAAACGAAACUUCACUACAACCAACACCCUUGAGUUCCAAGAGCUUCCGCGACUGCGUAUCUUGCUCGCAAAAGGGGAAAAUGAAAGGAGCGGUCCCCCAAAGCAACCGACGGACGUGGACAGACUGCAGGCCUUUGGAAAUCUUACGGAGACACAUAACUAUCUCAAUCGGUUUAAGUGCGCGAAACUACUUGACGAGGUCAGCAACAUGCAAACCACCUAUUCAGCCAGCUUCAACCGCCCGUGGAAGAGCAAGCCAAUCUUCGAGUUCGGACCAGACUACGACGGUGUAGUCAAAUUCGAUUUGGCUUGCUAGCGCCGGUUUCUUCUCGAUAUCUUGCAAAAAUUGUAAUAGUGCAGUUAAUAGAAACUCAAUCCUCUAUAUUACAAGAUUCAAUUUAUUUCAAA
Drosophila takahashii is the source of this 804-nucleotide messenger RNA. RefSeq lists its product as uncharacterized. The record is from RefSeq and is a predicted model, not a curated record. Lineage: Eukaryota; Metazoa; Arthropoda; Insecta; Diptera; Drosophilidae.